UCUUGUAAUUUCCAUAUGCUCCUUUUUCCACCAGCAUGGGCGGCAGUGGGCGUAAACGGGUGCAACGCCCAGACCAAGGAGGUGGGCGUGUGUCUCCACGUCUAUUUGGAAAGGGAUUUCCUGUCGCUGGAGAGGAUAGUCUAUCCUCGGCAGAUGGAUAUGUAUCGCUACGUCCCGGAAGAGCUCCGCCAGCCUCUGCCUCCGCUCCCGGAGCUGCCCGACGGAGACGGCGAGUGGACAGAGCCUCUCGAAGGAGCCGCGAAGAAGGAAGACGCGGAUGCGAGGAACGUCGUCGUGGGCCGCCACCAGCACCUGCUGCAGAAGGAAGGCAGCUCGUGGAGGAGAGUGUCCCGCGAGGCGCCGGGGGACUUCGCCGUCAUCGACGCCUACGGAGAGCACGGUUGGGUCGAGGGGCCUGAGCUGGAGGAUUACUGCCAACGUAUUGGCUCUGUCAUCAAGUGCUUUGAGGACAUAUUGAUCGACUGUGACAGUGGAUAUGACUUUUUCAGGUACCGCCACCUCCUGCACUCCCUGGAUCGCGUGCACACUUACCUGUGCAAAACGCCUCAUUCCAGAGAGAAUAGAUUUUUGCCGUUCCUCCGCCUCAUCGACUGCGCGGAGAGAGCCCGCAUCGAGCAGAGGUCUUGCCAGCGCCCCAACGUCACCAUCAACGUGUGGAACCAGAUUCUGCGGCUGGAAAUCGGGCCGGAAAUGUGCGACUCCCUGAACACCCAGAGGGCGUGCCUCCUGGAGAACGAGUACGUGAGGCGCGAGUGCGGGGGCCUCGAGAAGGAAGAACUGUACAAGAACGUGUCCACCAUCUUCCUAGCCACGUGGUGCAAGCUGCCGCUCCCGCCUCACCUGCUGCCCAGCGCGUCUAGUCAAAGGUCGCCGUCAGUAGCAAGUCUCCUCCUGGUGGCGCUGGCGUGGCUCGUGGGCGAGACUCUGUCCUGCUGACCUCGGCCUGGGCUAAUGCCGCGGAAAUUCUCGUUGUACGUGUCUUUCUUUCAAUUUUUAGUAUUGUAAGUUUUUUUUUUUUUUUUUUUUUUUUUGUCGUUUUUGAAAUGGAAUUGAAAGCCUCUCUUCUUUUUCCUUCCUUUUUGUGAACUGAGGCUGGCUUUCAACGCACCAUUAAUUGUGAUUAUGGAAAAGAGACAUUAUCCAGAUAUAUUUAAUGUGGACUCACUGAAAAAAAGUGAAUUGACAGUGGCAAAGUGUACUUAAACAUACGUAGUGUAAUUUGGAUUGAGAAAUUUAGGCAUUUCAUCCGUGGUAUGAUCUGCACAAUGAUAAACUACAUAGGGUUAUUUACUGAUAUAAAGUGAAUGAUACUGACAUGCUCUCAUGCUCUACGCAUAUGUUUUGAUACUGUCUUGUCAUUUUCUUUUCUUUUCUUUUUUUUUAAUUAACGUGUGCUCAAUUAUUCUAUGUGGCUCUUGUAAGACACAUUAUCUGUGACUUUCAUGAUUUUGUGAUAUGGAAAACAGUGUAGUGUCUUGAUGGAUAUUUAUUAUUAAAUGGACUCAAAUUAUUAUGAUAUUGUACUCUUGACACAUUUGUUUGUUCUGUGAUUUCAUUGCCAUCGUCAUUUUCAUUACUGCUCCUUCUAUCAUAAUUAGUGGUAUUAUUAUUUGUAUUAUUAUUAUUAUUAUUAUUAUUAUUAUUAUUAUUAUUAUU
Messenger RNA from Penaeus chinensis, 1677 nucleotides. RefSeq lists its product as uncharacterized. Lineage: Eukaryota; Metazoa; Arthropoda; Malacostraca; Decapoda; Penaeidae. The record is from RefSeq and is a predicted model, not a curated record. Bases 16 to 957 code for a protein of 313 amino acids. The transcript is spliced from 6 exons.